Meloidogyne enterolobii is the source of this 313-nucleotide messenger RNA. The record is from the annotation of a GenBank genome assembly. NCBI's taxonomy places the organism in Eukaryota, Metazoa, Nematoda, Chromadorea, Rhabditida, Meloidogynidae.
UAUGAGACAAGCACUAGAAUCAGCACAUAAAGGUUGGGGCGUUUCUUGUGUAGUUGGGGUAGCUGGUGCUGGUGAAGAAAUUCGGACUCGUCCAUUUCAACUAAUUACUGGACGUGUUUGGAAAGGAACUUCUUUUGGGGGUUGGAAUAGCCGUGAUGAUAUACCUCUCCUUGUUCAAAAAUGUCUUGAUGGAAAAAUUAAAUUGGAUGAUUUUAUUACUCAUCGCUUUCCUUUUGACAAAAUUAAUGAUGCUUUUGAUUGUAUGCAUUCUGCUACUGAAUGUCUACGAUGUGUUAUUUCCAUUGGGGAGUAA